AUGGACGGGUCCCGCGACGUCGCGCCGGGCAACCUGCACCGGCGGCCCUUCAACGGCGCGAGCCGCCUCUACGUGGGCAACCUGCCCUACACGAUGACGACGGACCAGCUCCGGGACCACUUCGCGUCCUUUGGGCGCAUCACCGACUGCAUCGUCAAGGCCGACCAGGCCACGGGCCGGAGCCGGGGCUUCGGCAUCGUCGAGUUCUCCGAGCCGUCGGCGGCGGAGAACUCCAUCGACCGCUGGAACAACCGGUCGCUCGAGGGCCGGCCCUUGGUCGUCCGC
Molecule: messenger RNA, 285 nt
Organism: Aureococcus anophagefferens
Lineage: Eukaryota; Pelagophyceae; Pelagomonadales; Pelagomonadaceae
Exons: 1
Molecular function (GO): RNA binding
Source: RefSeq, a predicted model, not a curated record